AUGGAUAAACUACAAAAUGGUCAGAUGAUCGAAUGGGACGAUCUCGAUAAGAAACGUUACUAUGUGAUUGGUCCGAGUCUAUUCCUGUUUGUCCGAGCCUUCAUCUACCCAUUCACAUUCAUAAAGACACGACUGUUCAUGCAGCCCCAACACACCAUCUACAACGGUACUUUCGAUGCAUUCAGAAAAGUUAUAAAAUACGAAGGCAUUCUCGGGUUAUAUAAAGGCUUUAAUGUGAGCAUUUUAGGAUUAGCCGCGGGGCAAAUGUAUAUCACCACAUACGAACUAACUAGAAGCCGAUUGGUAGGAUAUUCUACAGAGGUCAAAGGUCUAAUAGCGGGAGCUACGGCUACGUGUGUUGGACAGACCGUGACUGUACCGAUCGAUAUACUCUCACAGCACCUCAUGAUGGAGGGUCAGGUCACCACGGCAACAACGAGGCCAAGAGCACCGUACGUCCUAGUCAAAAAUACUGAUUAUAUAAUACCUGAACAAAAGGUUCGAUUUCGAAGUGCAGUGACGAUUGCUCGUGAGAUAUUUGAGAGAGAAGGACUUCGUGGGUUUUAUCGAGGCUAUGGUAUGAGUCUGCUAACAUAUGCUCCCAAUAGUGGACUAUGGUGGUCCUUCUAUGGUGGGACUUUCAGGCUGAAUGUGGAGCAUGGGUUGACAGAUGUGUUCCCAGUGGCUGUGGUGCAGGCGUAUUGUGGAGUGGUCUCGGCUAUUGCAGCUAGCAUCCUCACCAACCCUCUGGACGUGGUCAGGACAAGGUAUCAGCUUGCAGCUCGUGACUCCUCACUGAUGUCCACUGUGCAGCGGCUCUGGCAGGAAGAGGGUGUGGCUUUCUUUCGUAAGGGGCUGAGUGCACGGAUAUGGUCCACUGCUCCCACCUCGGCUAUACUAGUAGUCAGUUAUGAAUGGGUCAAAAGAAUGAGCCUAAAAACGAAUUCUUAGAUAGUAAUAUUAUAAUAUAAUUAUUAGCUUAAUUAGUGUAAUUAUGUGUUGUGCUGUGUUUAUGUGUUGUUUUGGUCUAUUUAUCAUUUCACGGUUAAUAUUUUUAUAUCUCAUGUCAACAACAAAUUGUAAAGAAAAAAUAAUAUUGUGUCUAAAUACGAAAAUGACAUAAUUAUUACAAACCUAAA
Messenger RNA from Halichondria panicea, 1139 nucleotides. Its product is annotated as solute carrier family 25 member 44-like. Bases 1 to 951 code for a protein of 316 amino acids. Gene Ontology annotation, cellular component: mitochondrion. The transcript is spliced from 2 exons. Gene Ontology annotation, biological process: transmembrane transport; branched-chain amino acid transport; branched-chain amino acid catabolic process. Gene Ontology annotation, molecular function: branched-chain amino acid transmembrane transporter activity. Lineage: Eukaryota; Metazoa; Porifera; Demospongiae; Suberitida; Halichondriidae. The record is from RefSeq and is a predicted model, not a curated record.